AUGCCGCGUUCCUCUCCUAAACGGUGGGAACACACCCUCGGCGGUACUGGGCCAGUCUGUCCAAGGCUGCACCAAUGCAAGAGCGUCGCGCUCGAGACUGGAUCGCCCAAGAACCGCCGCGGACCGGGUUCUCUUUGGGUGCGCACGCUGCAAAGCCACACCCCUUUUACCGGGCGGACGGGCCCAGGGAGCCAAGGCCCUGCCGGGACCCACACUUGCCUCAGUGCCCGGCGGGCCCUCCCUGGCCCUGAAGCCCGGGCCCCGGGGAUCCCGAGCCCGCCCCCCCCCCCCGCGUACUUGACACGCGGGGCCGCGGAGACAGAGGACCGCGGCCGCCGCCGUCGGGAGGACGGCGCUACCCGGGGGGAAAUCCGCCGCCUGCCUCAGAUUACCGCUAGGCGGACGGAGGUCGGAGCCCGCAGCGGAGCGACAUUUCCCAGCUUCCUCCGCCUCGCCUCCGCGACGAGUUACCAGCGCCUCGCACGUCGCCGCGUAAAACCACACUUCCCAGAAGGCUGCGCGUUCGCGCGCGCGCUUUGGGCGCCGGGAGAGAACGGCGCAUGCGCCUUCACGAGGACGCGCACACCGAGCGUCAAGAGGACGGCAGGGCCGGCCUCCGCUUGCUUCUUAGGUACAGGGGCGCCCAGGGCACGAAACUACACUUCCCAGAAAGUGAUGCGGCCGCGAAAGACCUUCCGGGUCGCGGGUCAGCUGGCGCGUACGCCCUCCUGCGGGGCCGUGGACAGUCCCCCGGUGGGCGUGCUCCCGCCGGAGGUCUCCGUGCUGCGCCCUGGGCCGCUCCUCGGCAGCCCUUGGGGGCUUUGGGCGUUUGACGCCCGCCUGCCCGGGACUGUGGUCCCUAAAACGCCCUGUGUCCGGGCUGUCAUGGCAACAGUUGUCGGCGGACAAACGACACUCCCUGGACAUUCGUGCGGCCGCGUCACGGCUGUUGACUGCCGCCGUCUGGUGUACAGGUCUCAGCAGUGGCGGCCUCAGGGCAAGAGUCACUUUGGAGUGGUGCUGGCCACUGUCAGUGCUGCUUGGAGAAUGAGAUGGGUCAGGCAUUACUUUGGAGGGACUCCUGCCCAGAGAAGCCCAGUAGAGUGGAAUGGAUGGACCAGAUCCACAAGUGAAGAUGAAAGAAUAGCCUGAGAAAGAUGAAACCACUCUUACCUGCUCCUGAUUCAGCCUGACUCCCAUCCCC
Molecule: messenger RNA, 1204 nt
Organism: Nyctereutes procyonoides (raccoon dog)
Lineage: Eukaryota; Metazoa; Chordata; Mammalia; Carnivora; Canidae
Exons: 3
Coding region: 1-1152 (383 amino acids)
Source: RefSeq, a predicted model, not a curated record